AUGGCUGGUGUGGGCGCAACAAAGCUACACAACACCAUGGCGAGAGCCCACGGCCCGACCAGCGCCUCUGGCGGCGGCGGCGACCUGCUACUGCUGCUCUCCCUCGUCAUCCUGCUCGCCGCCCCGGCCGCGCGCGCCUUUGACCCCGACUUUGGAUUCUACCCCAAGGACGCGCGGGACUGCCUCUACGCCGCGGCCAAGACGUCGCAGUGCCAGGGCAGCACGUCGGGCGUGCUCAACGCGUGCCUGUGCAGCAACGGCGGCGGCUUCGUCGACAUCGCCGCCGAGUGCCUCGGCAAGAAUGACAAGGAGGACGUCGGCAAGGUCUACGGCAUCAUGGUCGACGCCUGCGCCACGUCCAGCACGCCCCUGACCGUGGACAAGGACGCCUUUGAGGACGCCGCCAAAAAGGGCGCCACCGGGGACGCCAAGACGACUUCGAGUAAAAGCAGCACCGCUUCCUCGACCACCUCUGCAACAAACACGGCAGCAGCAUCGCCGACGACAACGUCGCCGGCGGCGGCGGCGGACGACGGCAAUCAACAGCCAAAGCUCUCCACCGCUGCCACCAUUGGCAUCGCGGCAGGCGUCUCCGUCGCCGGCGUCCUCGCCAUUGCCGGCAUAGCCUAUGGCCUCGUUCGGCGACGCAAGCGCGGCACCGCCGCCGACGAGGCACACCCGAUGCUCCCCCCAGAAAAGUACGGCGGCGGCGGCGGCGGCACCAACGUCGACAGUCCCACCACGUUCCUCUCCCACGGGCCGUCUCCAAGUCUCGGCAGCCCUGGCUUCGAGCAGCAGGGAGCAGCCAAGUCGCACUACUCGGUAUCGACCUUUAGCGGCAGCAUGCUACCGCAGCAGCAGCAGCAAAGUUACACACCUCUGCCCACGAAUACGAGCCCGGCGGGCACGCCACAGCAGCAGCAGCAGCAAAACUUUCUGUCUGCGUGGGAGCCCCCGACGAACAACAACGGCAACAACAACACGGCGUACGACCCCAGCCCGAGAAACUCGCAGUACGUCGGGCCGUACGCCGCGCCGCAAGGCGGCCUGGCCGAGUUGCCCCCGCAGACGCAGCCGCCGCCGCAGCAGCAGCAGCAGAGGCCCGUGAGCAACGUGUUUGAGCUCGACUCGUGCGGCGUCGAGGCACAGUCAACCCAGCCAACCGUGCAACCACCGGCAGUGCAGUCGCCCGAGCCAGCUAUGGAACCGCCCAUCGCGGCGUCGCCGCCGCCGCCGCCGCCGCAGCAACAGCCUCCUCCUCCUCGGGAGUACAGGCCGUAUGUACCACAGUGA
Cordyceps militaris CM01 is the source of this 1293-nucleotide messenger RNA. RefSeq lists its product as uncharacterized. The coding region runs from base 1 to 1293 and encodes 430 amino acids. The record is from RefSeq and is a predicted model, not a curated record. The transcript has 2 exons. NCBI's taxonomy places the organism in Eukaryota, Fungi, Ascomycota, Sordariomycetes, Hypocreales, Cordycipitaceae.